Molecule: messenger RNA, 4625 nt
Organism: Cottoperca gobio
Lineage: Eukaryota; Metazoa; Chordata; Actinopteri; Perciformes; Bovichtidae
Gene: chfr
Product: checkpoint with forkhead and ring finger domains, E3 ubiquitin protein ligase
Exons: 18
Coding region: 144-2066 (640 amino acids)
Biological process (GO): ubiquitin-dependent protein catabolic process; mitotic cell cycle checkpoint signaling; protein ubiquitination
Cellular component (GO): nucleus
Molecular function (GO): ubiquitin-protein transferase activity; protein binding
Source: RefSeq, a predicted model, not a curated record
CAGCUGGUGACGGUUUAUGGUGUCAACGCUGAGCCUGGCAGGAAGUGCAUCUUGUGUGUAAACUGGAAUAUGAGGAGAAGAAGCUGUUGUAUUCAGAGCUACUGGGACAACACACUCAUCUUUAGACGACAACACAUUGUGAGAUGGAGAGUUAUCAAAGAGGACGACCAUGGGGAAAGCUAGUCAAAGUGGACUCCAGUGAAACUGUCCUGCUGUUCAACAGGGAAUGUACAGUUGGCAGAAAAAAAGGAUGUUAUCUGUCCUUCCCAGCCAACAAACUGGUCUCAGGGGAGCACUGCAAGAUUGUGCAAGAUGAAAGCUCAGGGCUGGUGUGGCUGGAAGACAUGAGCACUAACGGCACGGUGAUCAACCUGUCCAAACUGGUCAAGAAGCAAACUCACAUGCUGCAGAACGGCGAUGUCAUCUACUUUGUAUACAGGAAAAGUGACCCGGGACAAAACAUCGCGUAUGUUUACCACUCAAUCAAAUCGGAGCAGGCGAUUUCACAUCACGGUUAUGACAUGGAGAGGGUCGCCCACAGUCCUGCUCCACCUUCAGAGAUGCCACUCUCUGUGGAGCCUGUAAUGCUCACAAAGGCUCCUCAUGAUCCAACUCAGGAGGAGCCUCAGCCCUCCACCUCCACGUCCCACUUCUGCAUUAGGAGCCCCACCACUUCUGGUACCGUGGCAACCACCGCCUGUCCUGCCUCUGGCCAAGCUGAAGAUGCUGCCCCCGCGCAGGAGAGAGAUGUGGACGACAUGGAGCCAGAAAGCAAAAGGAGAAAAACUGAUGACUAUCAAGCUUAUGCUUUGGACUUGCCACACACCUCCAGCACGGAAGUGGUCGGAUCAACUAAGGGAAGUGUUUUGUCCAAACCACCAGCGGAAGGGUCUAAGAGGGACAAGAUGGAGGAGAGCCUGACGUGUGUUAUUUGCCAGGACCUACUGCAUGACUGUGUCAGUUUGCAGCCUUGCAUGCAUGUCUUCUGCGCGGCCUGCUACUCGGGCUGGAUGGAGCGUUCAUCUCUCUGCCCCACCUGCCGCUGCCCCGUGGAGAGGAUUCGUAAGAACCACAUCCUCAACAACCUGGUGGAGGCCUACCUCAUCCAGCACCCAGAAAAGUGCCGCAGUGAUGAAGACCUGAAGAGCAUGGACAGCCGUAACAAGAUCACUCAGGACAUGUUGCAGCCAAAGGUUGAGCGCUGUCUCUCAGACGAGGAGGGCAGUUCAGAUUACCUCUUUGAGCUCUCUGACAACGACAGUGACUCCUCAGACAUCAGUCAGCCUCUGGUGAUGUGCAGACAGUGUCCGGGCUACAGGAGGGAGGUCAGUCAGGUGCUGUUUGCUACAGGCUCCAACUACUGGCUCCCUGGUCUGCCAGCUCCACCACCACCUUUAACGCCACCACCCAAACCAGCAACUGAGGAGGGGUCUGCAAAGCCCACAGGGGAGCAGCCUUCAACAUCCGCUGACAUGCUCUCAGCUCCUCAGGAGUACCGCUGCGCCCCCCAGGGCUGCCAUCUCAUCUGCACCUGCUGCCUGCAGCCGAUGCCAGACAGACGGGCCGAGCUGAACAGUGAGCAGGUUAUUGCUCAACAAUGCGUGCUGUGCCAGCGACCCUUCUGUCACAUGUACUGGGGCUGCCAGAGGAUUGGCUGUCAGGGCUGUCUGGCUCGGUUCAGUGAACUCAAUCUGAUGGACAAAUGUCUGGAUGGUGUGCUGAACAACAAUAACUAUGAAUCAGAGAUCCUGCAGAACUUCCUGUCCUCCAGAGGCAAGUCCUGGAGAGAUCUGCUCCAGGAGUCUUUGCAGGCUUUAGGGCAGGGUAACUACUAUCUGUCAGAUUGUCGCAUCGCUCCAAACGCCAUCCUGUGCUUCUGCUGCGGCCUGCGAGCAUUCAAGGAGCUGGCCUACAAGUACAGACAGAACAUCCCUUCACCUGAACUGCCAGCUGCUGUAACCGCUCGCCCCGACUGUUACUGGGGACGCAACUGUCGUACGCAGGUGAAGGCACAUCAUGCAACGAAAUUUAACCACAUAUGUGAGCAGACGCGUUUCAAGAGCUGAAGGAGCAGAGUGGUUUGUUUCUCCUCCUCAAGUGUCAAAUCGGAACAUCUCGUAGACACGAUCUUGUUUUGUCUUGUCCAUUGUAGCUAACUGCCUUUUCUUUAGAAGUUAUGCAAUAAUCUAAUGCAGAAAUUACAAUCAGUGUCCAUUUACAAUAGUGACCGGUGUCAGACUGGACACGGGGCUGUGUGACAUCAUGCUAUGCACAAUGACAUUAAAGCUCAAUGUUUAAACUGUGGGGGCAUUUAUCAGCAGCCGCCAUUUAAAUUCAGAUCAGCUGUUUCUACCAGGUAACCCGGCACCAACUGUUAGUCAUUGAUUUGUUGUUUGUUAACAUUCUUCCUGUUCUGUCCUCCAGCCUAUGUGACACAAAUGUUUUUCUUUAACUCGGAUUAAGAGUGAGUGAGGCAAUCUGUGUGGAUUAAGGCCAUUUACUGUAUGUACGCUUGCACAUGUUGGUCAGCAUGUUUUUUUAUUAUGUCUUCUCCAGCCUUGGCUUAAAGAGGCUUAAAACACCCGCUGUACAUUUACUUUUUUUAAUUGUGAUUAUAUUUUCUGAGUUAAGAAUCCAGGGUUUCCUACACAAUGCUGAUGAAAACAUUAAGAGUGAUACUCGUAUUACCAUGUUGGCCCGAGACACAAACCAAGAACGUCUCGCCUUGGAGGGGCUUGUUCUGGUGUUGCCAGACGAGGGCAAAAAGCCACGUCGAAACCCCUCAUACAUACUAGGGUAGAUUUAUAAUCCCAUGUGAUAUUUGCAGAGGAUUGGGAAGGGGAUCAAUGUGUUGUAACGCCGUCGGAGGUUACGGGGCCUCUUUUGUAUGCUUUGCUCUGGAUAAUCAUCUCCAAGGUGAUUAAUGUCGUGUAAAAGGGACGCUUUCUCCGAGACCGAGUGAGUAAGCUGCGAUGAAAUGCAGCUACUCCGUGUAGACUCUUGAGAGGGGGAAGCAUAGGUUGCUCUCCCAAGGAAAGCAGCAAUGGUUGAAUAUGCUGCAGGGAUGUUGCUUCUAGUGGGGUGGAGUUUUUCACAUGCAGAGAUUGACGGCUGCAGAAACCAAUUAGAGAAUUGUGCCAAUACAAACACAACAGUGUCAUGUGUGUUUCCAUUCCAGAUGUUCUGGCUCACCUUGCAAGAAUAAUGAAAGGAGAUUAUUCAGAUGGAGUCUUCUCUGUUUGUGUAGAUUGCCUUCCUCAGGUACACAACGCUGCAGGUUUGUCCUUUUACUUCCAGGUGAACUGUGACAUGUCACGUUGAGUCUGAUGACCUCUCAUUUAUGACUAUCAUUACCCAAGUGUCAAAGUCCCCAUCAUGCAAACACGCACAGUUUGCAUUGAUGUCUACUGUAAAAAAAAAAGAAAUAAGAAAUCAGCCUUUUGUUUAGUUAAAUAAAAACAUUAGUUUGGAGAGUCUUGUACGUUGGAAUACGAGGACAAAGUAACGGUUUAGAUUUUCUUUAGGAGAAUAAGAGUCGGAACUGUUACAAGCGUAGGCCUUACGUUGGUUUAGAAGAACACACACUAAAGUGUUUUCUAAAUGUGUUUUAUAUUGUACAACUAUGAGGAUAUUUGCACAUAACUCAUCUCACACCAGUAGAAAGGCUCACGGUUAUGAUGUGAACCGGAGCCGUCGGCAUCCUGCCUCAUAAUAUCUGACGUGUGAUCGGAUGAAGAGUUUCAUUCCAAAGUUCGAUGUACGUCGUCGGGAGGAAAAAUCCAACUUGACAUACUCGAUAGUUUAGUAAAGAGUCUGCUGAAUAUGAUGCAGUGUUUGUUGUGUUGGAAUGUCGCUCUUCAUCGCUUCAUUGCAAAUGUUGGUGGUAAAAUGGGCUUGUGAAUAAGCACUCUCCUGGCCUCUGCCUGAGCAGUUAAAUUGCGGUUGCAAGGCGCUUUAGGUGUUUCUUGUUUUUGUUUUUUUUUACCCCCUCAGCCACGGUGGGUCCACACUGGCAUUCCUUAGCGGCUCAGGCCCUCAGCACAAGCCCGACAGGGAAUAAUUAAAAUUCAGCCACUCUAUCGGAGAUCUGGGCACUGUAAGCCAACAACAGUCUCAAGCCGCUCCAAUCAGGAAUUGGUAAUAAAGAGGCUUUGGAGGAGUGCUUUGCAGCCUCCCUGGGGUGGGGUGUGGGAGGGCAUGUUGUAUACUAAGGCAAAUAUUGACUCACUUUGUGUGCAAAAGUCUGGACCAGGCUGCGCAGCAGUAUGGAAGAGGCAGGUUUCAUUCUACCUCAUCACAUCUCCCCGGACUACGGGAGACUGAACAGGCAUCACAUUCACAUCAGUACAACGCUGGACACCUCCCUCUACGGGAGGAACGUCCUCACUGAUGCCCGCAAACGUUGUAUGCAAUGCAAUAUGAACAGUUAGUCAAAACCUAUAAUCGACUUGUAGUUAAAUCACUUUAGAGUAGCACUAGGCACAGACACAAGAAAUGUGUGAGGACUUGUGUUUGACAUGUUUUAUAAAUGUAUGUUGUAUUAGCAAUGCUAAACUUGUCUUUGGAUCUGAUUUGCCCAUUUAUCUUAACAAAAUAAAAGACUGAUAGCGGUCUGUGGAAACUCA